Messenger RNA from Elaeis guineensis (African oil palm), 1838 nucleotides. RefSeq names its product transcription factor TCP15. NCBI's taxonomy places the organism in Eukaryota, Viridiplantae, Streptophyta, Magnoliopsida, Arecales, Arecaceae. Gene Ontology annotation, cellular component: nucleus. The record is from RefSeq and is a predicted model, not a curated record. Gene Ontology annotation, molecular function: sequence-specific DNA binding; DNA-binding transcription factor activity.
UUUCCCCUCUCUACACAGAUCACUUGCUUGGAUCUCUACUUGUUUCUAUUAACAGAUCCUUCUUUAAUUCUGUACUUGUUUGAUCUAUUUCCCCCAUACAAUAUAUAGUUUGAUCUCUCCGCGCACCCUCCUGAUCACAUCCACACAAACCAAAAAAAUGGAAUUAGAUUGUCCUACCCAAACUCCAUAAAAUAGUAUCAGCAUCUCUCUGUCUCUCUCUUUCCAUCUCCGCAAACCCAUCAAAAUUUGAAUUUUAGGUAUGUCAUCCUCCAAACUCCACCAACAAGUUUGAUUGCCCCUUCUGGCCAGCUCCUACCCUUCUCUCUCUACCACGUAAGUACUUGAAUUGGGUCCCCUGCAGGCUCCUUAAGAACCUUUAAUCUUAUCUGAUCCUAUAGCUAUCUCAAAGAUUAAUUUGCCAUCCUCCCCUUCGCAACCCAUCAAGUAAGAAACCAUGAUCAUGGUUUGAGCCAACAUGGAAGGCGACGCCGCCGGAGGAUCCCGAAGGCCCAACUUCCCCCUCCAGCUCCUUGAGAAGAAGGAAGAGGACUCCUGCUCCAGCUCCGGCUACCCCUCCCUUGCCAUCUCCUCCGGCCCCUCCACUGCUGCCGGGGGCAGCGGUGGUGGUGGCGACCACGAGCUCGCCAUCGACCCCUCACGAAAGCCACCCCCCAAGCGGAGCUCCACCAAGGACCGCCACACGAAGGUCGACGGCCGGGGUCGCCGCAUCCGCAUGCCGGCCCUCUGUGCUGCGCGCGUCUUCCAGCUCACCCGCGAGCUGGGCCACAAGUCCGACGGCGAGACCAUCGAGUGGCUCCUCCAGCAGGCCGAGCCCGCCGUGAUCGCCGCCACCGGCACCGGCACCAUACCUGCCAACUUCACCUCCCUCAACAUCUCCCUCCGCAGCUCCGGCUCCAGCGUCUCCGCCCCCUCCCACCUCCGCGCCGCCAACUACUUCAGCUCCGCCGCGGCCCUCGCCGCCCCUCCCCUCAGGAUCGGCGGCUCCAGCUUCCUCUCGGAGGGCCCCUCAUCAUCCUCCUCAUCCUUGCUCCUCAAUUUCAACUCCGGCAGUUGCAUCGCCGCCGACACGUCGUCGGACGCCGACAUUGGCAGCAGCAUUCGGAAGCGCCGGUGGGAGCAGGAGCUCCAUCAUCACCACUUGCAACAGCAGCAGCAGCAGCAGCAGCAGCAGCCGGUGCAGCACCAGAUGGCGGGCUACAGCCAGCAGGCGAGCCACGGCCAGAUGCCGGGAACCUUGUGGAUGGUGACAAACCCUAACAGCCAAAGUAUAGCGAGUGGUGAGUCGCUAUGGACGUUCCCACAGGUGGGCAGCGCCGCCAUGUUCCGAGGAUCCAUGUCUAGUGGGCUACAUUUCAUGAAUUUCCCUACACCCAUGGCUCUACUGCCGAGCCAGCAGCUAGGCCUCGGUUCCGCCGGCGCCGGAGGCCCCCCCGAGGGCCACAUGGGGAUCCUGGCGGCCCUCAACGCCUACCGGCCGCCCAAUUCUUCCGAGCCGAUGGCGCCGGCCGGGUCCCAGCAAGCUCACGGCGGGGGUGACCGGCACGAUACGAUGAGCACGAGCGACUCGUAGGUUCGGUUCGUCUCGCGCCCAUGCAUGCGAUGAUGUUGCUCUCCAUCUCUCUCUUUUCUUCUUCUUCUUCUUUAAUCCUAUCAUUUUUCUAUCAUCUUUGAAUCUUAUAUUUCUGAAGUAUAAAACAUGCUCGCAAUACACCAUGCAAGCCAUUCUUUUUUUUUUUGUUGUGUGAGUGAGACUCUCAGCUGCUAGGGUUUCAGUGAGGGAGGAGAAGAGUGAGAGUGAGUGCCGUAGUUUUUUUUUU